UCGGACGAGCUUCUGGACACCUGCUCUGCACCUGAAGAUAUCUGAAGACUUGAAGAUGAAACUCUGCUGUGUUGUGGCUGUUGCUGUCCUUGUUGUGGCACUCUGCUCCCAGGCAAAGAGCCAGGGCAGCGCGGGACCGGAUGUAUGCUGUUUUAAUUAUUACCCGAAGCGACUCCCCGAGAAACGAAUGAAAUCCUAUAAAAUCACCCACCCCAACUGCCCUAAAAAAGGGGUGAUCUUCACCACUGUGGGGAACAAAGCCGUGUGUGCCAACCCAGAGGACCAGCAGACCCAGGUCAUUAUGGAGAAACUGGACAAGCUGUGGGUUACGGAACCCACCCCCAGUUCUCGUUAACACGUUACCACCAGUGAGGUCCACCAGCACAAGCUCGAAAGAGUUACAACGGAAGUAACGUCCUGUUAUUCCAUAGCUUUUGCACAGAAAUAUUCUGUAAUUUCUCCACUGAAUUUCCCUCAGUGCAGCCCUUUAAGAUAACAUCUGCAGA
Messenger RNA from Clupea harengus (Atlantic herring), 506 nucleotides. Its product is annotated as C-C motif chemokine 4 homolog. The record is from RefSeq and is a predicted model, not a curated record. Gene Ontology annotation, cellular component: extracellular region. Gene Ontology annotation, molecular function: chemokine activity. Gene Ontology annotation, biological process: immune response. Lineage: Eukaryota; Metazoa; Chordata; Actinopteri; Clupeiformes; Clupeidae.